Molecule: messenger RNA, 1587 nt
Organism: Eufriesea mexicana
Lineage: Eukaryota; Metazoa; Arthropoda; Insecta; Hymenoptera; Apidae
Gene: mTerf5
Product: mitochondrial transcription termination factor 5
Exons: 6
Biological process (GO): regulation of DNA-templated transcription
Molecular function (GO): double-stranded DNA binding
Source: RefSeq, a predicted model, not a curated record
UUUGUGAUGAAGCAUUUUAAAAGAUCAGUUUCAUCUCUUUUAACUUCAGAAAAAAUUAAUAAUAUGUUGACUACACAUUUGAAACUUGAUUGUAAUACUAUUAAAAAAAUGAAUGAAAUUGAAAAGAACAAUGUUGUUGUGAAUGUUACAGAAGAACAAAUUAUUCAAAACUGUCUAAUACUACAGCAUAUGGAUAUACAAUUAAAUGAAAUUUACCAUUUGGUGCCAUGUUUAAUGCUUCGACCCAUGAUUGUGAGAAACAGGAUUUUUAUAUUGAAGGAAAUAGGUAUAGAUUGUAUAGAUUUACAUCAUAUUCAUGGGUUUCCCUUAAUAAUGCGUAAAUCAAUAAAGCAAUUUAAAAAGUUAUAUGUGAAAAAGUUAAAUAAUGAAAGUAUUGUAGACACUAUAUUUUCCAAUAUAGUUAUAACAAAUAACAAAAUUCAUAAAAAAUUGAUAAAAAUUGAAAAGCAGAAUAAAGUGAAAGUAGGUGAUUUUUAUCAAUUGUGUGUAAUGUACUAUAAAAAAUUUCAGCUAGAAUUAUCUGAUGAACUGGCUUUCAAAAGGAAAAGAUUGAAAUAUCAGAGCCUUAAAGAAAUAAAGAAGUUAGUACAUAUAUUAAAAUAUACAUGUGAGUUUAAUGAAGAUAUUCUAAGAAGAAAUUCUUUUCUCUUGAAUUUGAAUGUAGAUGAUAUUGAAAAAUUUUUUACUGUGUUUCGAGAUGUUAAAAUAAAUGACAAAACUAUGAUUGAUAUAGUAAAGAGAUAUCCUCGUAUUCUUUUUUGUGACAUAAAUAAUACAAAACAAUUGUUGCAACUUUAUGAAACAUUAAAAAUAUCAAACAAUUCACUUUAUUUUUAUGUAAAAGGUUUGAAAGUGAGAAAAGAUAAAUUUCUAAAAAGGUAUGCAAGUAUCGCGAACAAUUUAGAAUUAUCUAUAUGGUUGAAGUACCCACGAAUACUGAAUAUGAUUUAUUGUUACAAAUUAGUUAUGAAUCGUCUGAAUUAUAUACAGUGUUUAAAUUAUGUAAACAAUGCAAAUAUUCAUACAUAUUUAUCAAAUAAAAAAGUCUUUCUGAGAUUUGCAGAAGGGGAUGUUUGCUCCACUGGUUCGAAGAGGCAUUUGUUAUAUAUUUUGAGUAAAGAGUUGGGGGAAGAUAAAGCUCACAUGCUAUUAUUGUAUAUACGAAGACAUCCUUUUUGGAAAUACAUACCUUUGCAAAAUAUCAAUGACAUGUUACACUAUUUAAAACAACAUUAUUCAAUAGAAGAUAUAUGUCAAAAUAUUCAUAUUAUACUUUAUCCAAGGUCAAAGAUUGACAGUACAUUGAAAUUGCUGUAUAAAGAGUACUCUUCACAAGCGGGAUAUAAAUUUACUCCUGCACAAUACUUGGCAUUAUGCUUGUACAAAUUAGAAAAGAAAUAUCAUUUUAGUGGUGAUGCAGUUUGGCAAAGUGAAGUAUCAGUUUUUAAAUCAAAUAUUUAUCAGGAUUCAUAUGAACCUGAUAACUUUGUUGAAUAUAUAAAUAAUAAUGACAAUGAAGCAAUUGAUCUAAGUGGAACAGCAUGGUUCGAUUAUCUUCUGCAAUAA